Molecule: messenger RNA, 1260 nt
Organism: Equus caballus (horse)
Lineage: Eukaryota; Metazoa; Chordata; Mammalia; Perissodactyla; Equidae
Source: RefSeq, a predicted model, not a curated record
AUGAUGGGUGGCCUUCCAAAAGACGCACAGCUGUUUUCUGACUCCUUGGCUGAAAGGAAGAAAGCAGUCGUGAUUUUGGUUUCUUUUCCCUCUUCAGUCUCUGAGCUAUUGAUGAUGGCCCUUAGUAAUUCCAGCUGGAGGCUACUCCAGCCUUCUUUUUUCCUGAUUGGCAUCCCAGGUUUGGAAGAAAGCCAGCACUGGAUAGCAUUGCCACUGUGUGUCCUUUACCUCCUCGCUCUAGUGGGCAAUGUCACUAUUAUCUUCAUCAUCUGGACUGACCCAUCCUUGCACCAGCCUAUGUACCUCUUCCUGGCCAUGCUAUCUGGCAUCGAUCUGGUCCUGGCUUCCUCCACUGCACCCAAAACUCUUGCAGUGCUCCUGGCUCAUGCCCAUGAGAUUGGGUACACUGUCUGUCUGAUCCAGAUGUUCUUCAUCCAUGCGUUCUCUUCCAUGGAGUCAGGUGUACUUGUGGCCAUGGCUCUGGAUCGCUAUGUAGCCAUAUGUCACCCUCUGCACCAUUCCACCAUCCUGCAUCCAGGGCUCAUAGGGCACAUUGGCAUGGCAGUGCUGGUGAGGGGAUUCCUCCUCCUCCUCCCUUUCCCUAUCCUGUUGCGGAGACUUGUCUUCUGCCAGACCACUGUCAUAGGCCACGCCUAUUGCGAACAUAUGGCUGUGGUAAAACUUGCCUGCUCAGAAACCACAGUGAACCGAGCAUAUGGAUUGGCAGUGGCACUGCUUGUGGUUGGGCUAGAUGUCCUGGUCAUUGGUAUUUCCUAUGCCCUCAUCCUCCAGGCAGUGCUGAAGGUACCGGGGGCUCAGGCCCGACUUAAGGCGUUUAGCACUUGUGGGUCUCAUAUUUGUGUCAUCCUGGUCUUCUACAUUCCUGGAAUGUUCUCCUUCCUCACUCAUCGCUUUGGCCACCAUGUACCCCAUCAUGUCCAUGUUCUUCUGGCCACACUCUACCUUCUUGUGCCACCUGCACUCAAUCCUCUUGUCUAUGGGGUGAAGACUCAGCAGAUCCGCCAGCGAGUACUCAGGUGGAGCACAGCCAGUGGCCUACAUGAUUGUAAAGCCUACCCUGUGGCCUUACCAAAUUUGGGGCACAACCCACAGGCCGGACCAAUUACAGAGUCCAUCCGGUGCCAUCGUUCUGCCGGGGAACACAGCCUUCAUCCUCACCUGACAAGAGGUGAUUGCAGAGCCCAGCUUGUGGGCUCACCCAACAGUGGAGCACAGCCAGCAGCUCCACCUGACAAGUGA